Talaromyces proteolyticus is the source of this 1273-nucleotide messenger RNA. RefSeq lists its product as uncharacterized. NCBI's taxonomy places the organism in Eukaryota, Fungi, Ascomycota, Eurotiomycetes, Eurotiales, Trichocomaceae. The transcript has a single exon. Gene Ontology annotation, cellular component: nucleus. Bases 95 to 1192 code for a protein of 365 amino acids. Gene Ontology annotation, biological process: regulation of cell cycle. The record is from RefSeq and is a predicted model, not a curated record.
CUCGAACAUCAAUAUCACCCCCAAACAACUUUCCUCGAUCACUCAUAGCAGAAUAAAAUAGUGCAAUUUUUUUUAAAUCUACGAAAAUAACAAAAUGUCUGAAAAACUACUACGCCUCCUCAAAACCGCCGUUGCGCUGGCAGAGCAAUUCCAGGCGACAAUAGACACCACUACCCCGCAAGCAACAACACAAACUGCACCGUCAGCCUCCCUAACAGACCCUCUACGUUUACUAUCAGACAGCACAAAAGCACUCAGGUCGCAAGUCACCAAGCUCUCCUUGCUCUCCAUCACGGCCCCCUUCACACCCUCUGCAAUCUCGACUGUCGUCGGGGUCGUGAAUGACUCGGUCAUGCCGUCCCUCGUCACCGCAGCACUCCUGCUUACGCCCAGCGAAUACACGAAAGCGUUUUCCAGCGAAGCUAGGAUUCUGAGCAAGACGGUAUUGCGGGAGUUUGCCUCGCUUGUGGAGGAUGUGAUCAGAUUGGCGGAGAAAAAGAAACGCGAGGAAGAGGCGAGUGAGGAAUUGUCAAAGGCUGAAAAGGAUGUUGUGACGUCUCGUACGGGGCGCGUGUGGGAUGCAUGUGAUACGCUGUUAGAUCUUGUAGAGAAGGGGAUUGUUGGGUUCGUGGCGGGGAGGGUUCAGCAAUGGCAUGAUUUGGUGAAAGAUGCUAUAAGCGAGUUGGAGGAAUGGGACCCGGAAGAUGAUACGGAUUUCAACGAGUUACUGGAUAGCGAUGACGAGGGGGAUGAUGAUGAGAGUGAAAAUGGCCAGGAACAAAUACCGGACGAAAAAGAGAAUAUGGACAGACUCCAAGACCAGAAGAAAUCGACAUUACGCGCCAUGAAGCCCCUGGUGCAGAUCUACCCGGCGAUAAUCUCGAAUCGGAUUAAAAAGGGCGGACUCGCGGCUUCAAAGUCUCAGAUACAGAAAUUAGAGUCUUUGUCGGCUGAUCUACAGGCUAUUCCAGAUCAUAUUGAUGAGGCGGCGGGUUCUUUAUAUGAGGGCAAUGUUGCAGAUUCUAUCCGUUAUCUGAGAUUAGCAAAGACGAGUGCAGAAAGGGCAGUUCAGUCGGUUGCUCUUCCAUGGAAAUCUGAGGAUGGAAAUGGUGACCAAAGUCCAGAAGAUAAAUUCACGACUUGGUCGAGGACAUGGAUGAAAGUCAUCAGCGAUGUCAUCAACGAUGUCUAAACAUAAAUAGUUAAAAUCCACUUCUUACACCGUAAUUCUCACGAAAUAAAUGCCAUAGGCAUUGUUGUUGUUCAUAACGUU